GAUAAGAGAGCGGCGCGGUGGAGCGUGGCGGCGUUGGCGGCGUGCGGAGGAGUGGGGCUUGCAGCCACUGGCAGCGCCGAGAGCAGUCCAUCCGCGGAGAAGUAAAUAAACUCAGUGUGCGAGAGGAGAGGCUGGGCGCAGGACGCCACAGAGAGAAAGCGAUUCUCAGCAUGGCCGUGAUCCUCGUGCUGCUGGGCGUCGUGCUGGCGCUGGUGCUGCUGCUGGCAGCGCUGUCCUGCAGCCAGUUUGGCACCUGGAGCCGCAAGGGCAUCCCGUCGCCGUCGUGGCCGCUGCCGCUGGUGGGCCACUGCCUGCGAUCGCUGCUGCAGCUAGAGCCGCUCUACCAGAACUUUGACCGCAUCUACAAGAUGUUCCCCGGCCAGCCUUACGUCGGCUUUUACGCGGGGUCCAGCCCCGUGCUCCUGAUCAAGGACAUCGAGGCUAUCAAGCACAUCACAGUCAAGGACUUCCACGUCUUCACCAACCACAAGCUAAGCCCCGACGCGCGUUACGACAAGUCGUUGAGCAACUUCAUGUUUUGCCUGAUGGACCAAGAAUGGAAGUCGAUCCGUGUCAAAAUGACACCCGCCUUCAGCAGCGGCCGGCUAAAGACCAUGUACCCGCAGGUCAAUGCCGUUGGCGAGAGGUUCCUGGAAGCCAUAGAGAAGAAGAAGGAUAAGAACGGUGAUGUCGCCGUUAACCCGCUGUGCUCAUUCUACGGCAUCGACGUCAUCGGGCAGUGCGCUUUCGGCGUGGAGUCCAACUGCCUCCUGGAAGAAGGCCGUUCGCCCUUCCUCAACGCUGUGGAGGGUGCUUUCCGCUUCGGCGCCCUAGAGGGAGUCGCCUCGUCCGCGCUCAUGUUCUCUAACUUUGCCUACCACGUGCUGGGUACGUCGGGUGUGUCGAUGCUCAAGGAGUGGCGCACCGCCGUGAUCCGGGACAUUCUACGCGAGUCCAGCGAGCACCGGGAGCGUGAGCCGCUCGCCAACCGGGACAUCUUCGACAACCUGCUGUCGAUGAGGAAGAACGGAGUGCCGCAGGAGCUCUUCGAGUCCCAGGUCUAUUCCAUGUUGUUCGCGGGCUCCGAGACCUCGGCCGCCACCGUCAUGUUCACCCUGUGGCAGCUGGCACUCAACCCUGAGGUGCAGGACAAGCUGCGCGCCGAGCUGCUCGAGGCCCGUGAAAAGGACGGCGGCAACCUAAGUUACGAGACGAUGCACGAGCUCCGCUACCUCGACAUGGUGUUUAAAGAGACGCUGCGCCUGUGGCCCGUGAUGCCGUGGAUGGACCGAGUGGCCUCCGAAGACUACACGCUCCCGGGCACCGACGUGCAGAUCGAGAAGGGCACCUUGGUGUUCAUCCCGAGCUUCUCCAUCCAGCGCGACCCAGACAUCUGGCAGGAUCCGGAGACCUACGACCCGGAGCGCUUUUCGCCAAGCAACUCUGACAACCUUAACAAGCUGGCUUUCAUCCCCUUUGGAGCUGGGCCGCGAGCAUGCAUUGGGAGCCGCUUUGCGGACAUGAGCGUCAAGUCUGUGGUCAGCAAAACCCUUCUGAACUACGAGGUGUGCCUGGCUGAAAACACCCCGCGAUCGGAGGCGGAACUCAAGAUUAACAAAAUGGCCUUCAUUAUAUCGUUAACUGAGCAGCUGCCCCUGCGCUUCCGAAAACUUAAAUAGUUGUUAAUUAUGUGGUGUAUUCGUCUGUGAUGUGCGUCUUUCACUAUUAGUUAUAAGAUUUGUACUGUGUUAAGCUUAGGAAAAAUAAACCGAAAAAGUUUUUCAAUCCCUCA
Frankliniella occidentalis (western flower thrips) is the source of this 1792-nucleotide messenger RNA. RefSeq names its product cytochrome P450 6k1. Lineage: Eukaryota; Metazoa; Arthropoda; Insecta; Thysanoptera; Thripidae. Bases 171 to 1679 code for a protein of 502 amino acids. The transcript is spliced from 7 exons. Gene Ontology annotation, molecular function: oxidoreductase activity, acting on paired donors, with incorporation or reduction of molecular oxygen; monooxygenase activity; iron ion binding. The record is from RefSeq and is a predicted model, not a curated record.